GGCUGGCGCUUUGAAAGAGAGGCGGAGGAGGGAGCGGGAUUUCCCCGCCCCCGAUCCCCACGGCCCAAUCCCUUCGGCUUCUCCUUUUCUCCACCGGCCGCCCGGCCCCUAACCUGCUCGAACCCAUUAUGCGGUAGAGGCGGCCGGUCUCUUUAAGGCCCUGCCGCGCCUGCGCCUUGGGCUUUCCUGACGCGGCGGGCGGGACCCUGGAGGAGCCGGCGGGCGGGCAGGGUAGGGGUCGGGUAGUAGUUAAAGCAGUCCCGGCGCCCGGAGGCGUGCGUGAGGGUCGGUGGCGACUCUGAGCUCUCGAGUGAGCGCGGUGCUCCGGAGCGGGCGGAGAGGACGGCCCGCGGAGCCGGAGCGGGGCCGAGGCGCUGAGACGCGGCGGCGAGGCUGCCGGCUGCAUGGGAAGUUAAUGUUUACGGCGGAGUCCACCCAACGUUUCCAAGUUGACUAUCAAGUUUUUCAUGGGCUCAGAAUUUCCAGAACUUUGAAGAAUGAAGAGAAGUAACAAUGUAUACAGGAAGCUAUGAGAGGAGAUAUCUCACCAAAAUGAAAGAAUGUAUCAAGAAAAAGGAAGAAAGACAAGGGGUUUUGGAAACAUUAUCCAGUCCAAAGAGGGAUGAAGGAAAUACCUGGAUCACAGUGAAGGGAGAUCCCCAGUGACAGCCAAGCUCCAGGAAUAGAAGGCAACCAGUCCAGAGUAGAGAAGGUGGCGACAGACAAGGUUGCAGAAAAGCUGAGUUCUACUCUCUCAUGGGUGAAGAACACAGUAUCACAUACAGUCAGUCAGAUGGCCAGUCAGGUGGCAAGUCCAUCUGCCUCAUUACACACUACAUCCUCCUCUACCACACUAUCUACGCCAGCCCUUUCACCAACUUCCCCUUCACAGUUGAGUCCAGACGACUUAGAACUCCUGGCUAAACUGGAGGAACAAAAUAGAUUAUUAGAGACGGAUAGUAAGUCUUUAAGAUCUGUAAAUGGGUCAAGAAGAAACAGUGGCUCCUCCCUUGUAUCAAGUUCAUCAGCCUCUAGCAACCUCAGCCACCUUGAAGAAGAUUCUUGGAUUCUUUGGGGAAGAAUUGUUAAUGAAUGGGAAGAUGUACGCAAAAAGAAGGAAAAGCAAGUUAAGGAGCUUGUUCGUAAAGGGAUACCCCACCACUUUAGAGCAAUAGUUUGGCAACUUUUAUGCAGUGCACAAAAUAUGCCAAUUAAGGAUCAGUAUUCAGAACUCCUAAAAAUGACCUCACCAUGUGAAAAAUUGAUCAGAAGGGACAUUGCUAGAACUUAUCCUGAACACAACUUUUUUAAGGAAAAAGAUAGCCUUGGACAGGAGGUUUUAUUUAAUGUAAUGAAGGCCUAUUCUUUAGUGGAUCGUGAGGUUGGUUACUGUCAAGGAAGUGCUUUUAUAGUUGGAUUGUUGCUUAUGCAGAUGCCAGAAGAGGAAGCUUUCUGUGUAUUUGUUAAAUUAAUGCAAGAUUAUAGACUUCGUGAACUUUUUAAACCAAGUAUGGCAGAAUUGGGGCUUUGUAUGUACCAGUUUGAAUGUAUGAUACAGGAGCAUCUUUCAGAGCUCUUUGUGCAUUUUCAGUCUCAGAGUUUUCAUACCUCAAUGUAUGCAUCAUCCUGGUUUCUAACAAUCUUUCUUACGACUUUUCCAUUACCAAUUGCAACAAGGAUAUUUGAUAUCUUUAUGUCUGAGGGUUUAGAAAUAGUGUUUCGAGUAGGAUUAGCACUUCUUCAGAUGAAUCAGGCAGAACUGAUGCAACUUGACAUGGAAGGGAUGUUACAGCACUUUCAGAAGGUCAUUCCACAUCAGUUUGAUGGUGGUCCAGACAAAUUAAUCCAGGCAGCUUACCAAGUCAAAUAUAACUCAAAAAAAAUGAAAAAGCUUGAAAAGGAAUACACUACAAUAAAAACUAAAGAAAUGGAAGAGCAAGUUGAAAUUAAAAGGUUACGCACAGAAAAUAGACUUUUAAAACAGCGCAUUGAAACAUUAGAAAAAGAAAGUGCUUCCUUGGCAGAUAGAUUGAUACAGGGACAAGUGACAAGAGCCCAGGAGGCUGAGGAAAACUACCUCAUAAAACGGGAGUUGGUCACCAUCAAACAGCAGAGUGAUGAGGCCAGUGCUAAACUGGAGCAAGCUGAAAAUACCAUCAGGAAGCUCCAGCACCAACAACAAUGGCAUAAAUGCAAUUCCAACUACAAUGAAGAUUUUGUGCUGCAACUGGAGAAGGAAUUGGUCCAAGCCCGUCUGAGUGAAGCUGAGUCUCAGUGUGCACUAAAGGAGAUGCAGGAUAAAGUCCUGGAUAUAGAGAAGAGAAACAACUCCUUUCCUGAUGAGAAUAACAUUGCAAGACUUCAGGAAGAGCUCAUUGCUGUGAAACUGAGAGAAGCAGAAGCUAUUAUGGGAUUGAAAGAACUUAGACAACAAGUCAAGGAUUUAGAGGAACACUGGCAGCGCCACUUAGCUCGUACUACUGGGAGGUGGAAAGACCCACCUAAGAAAAAUGCUGUGAAUGAGUUACAGGAUGAACUGAUGACCAUUCGACUUAGAGAAGCUGAAACUCAGGCAGAAAUAAGAGAAAUAAAACAAAGGAUGAUGGAAAUGGAAACACAGAAUCAGAUCAACAGUAACCAUCUUCGAAGAGCGGAACAAGAGGUGAUUAGUCUGCAUGAGAAAGUGCAGUAUCUUUCGGCACAGAACAAAGGACUACUUACUCAAUUAAGUGAAGCAAAGCGCAAACAAGCAGAGAUUGAAUGCAAGAACAAGGAAGAAGUGAUGGCUGUGAGACUCCGGGAAGCAGAUAGCAUAGCUGCUGUGGCUGAAUUACAGCAGCACAUUGCUGAGCUGGAAAUCCAGAAAGAAGAAGGAAAGCUUCAAGGACAGCUUAACAAGUCUGAUUCUAACCAGUAUAUUAGGGAACUGAAAGAUCAGAUAGCAGAGCUGAAUCAUGAGCUCAGGUGCCUAAAAGGCCAGAGGGUCUUCUCAGGCCAGCCUCCUUUUGAUGGAAUCCACAUUGUCAACCAUUUAAUAGGAGAUGAUGAAUCAUUCCAUUCCUCUGAUGAAGAUUUUAUGGAUGAUUCCUUACGGGAAAGUGGCGUUGGUUUUCCUUUGCACAGAAAGUCUGGCCCGAUGUCUUUGGACCCCGCUGUGGCAGAUGGUAGUGAAAGCGAAACAGAAGACAGUGUGUUGGAGACCAGAGACAGCAACCGAGUGGCUCGAAAGGAGCAGCCCCCAAGAAGAGAGUCAUACUCAACCACUGUCUGACCAUCACUGUGACCUAGACUGUGGGGUUUUUUAAGGGAUCAGUUAUUAUAUGAUUAAGGGUUUUGGGAACAUACUUGUUUCAUAUGUACAUACGUAUAUACAUAUAUACAUACAUAUAUAUAUGUAUAUAUAUAUAUAUAUAUAUUUUACAGUCUUAUCUGCUUUUUUAUCUUUGCCAAAUCUUCACCACUGACUACCAUUGCCAUAAAAUAGACUGGUAUAUAUGGUUAAUGGGAAAAAUAAGGUUCUAACAGUAUUACUGAAUAUUAAUGUUUCUUAUUUAGAAAAUGCAAUUUAUAUGUGGGAAGCAUUUUGAAGUUCAGGACUAUGGAAAAUUGAAUUUUCUUCAGACAAAACUGCUCUAGUGCAAUAUUUCAUGCUCAUUUAACAAAUUGCAUAUUUAUCAAUUUGUUUUCAAGCCAGGUGUCUACAAACAUUUGACCAGGAUAUACAUCCAAUUUAUCUUGGGUUUUUGUGUUGGGGAGUGUUUCUGGGUUUUUUUGUUUUGUUUUGUUUUGUUUUUCAGUUAAAAUUACUGCUUUAGUAGUAGGCCACUGAAAGCUCCCAAACACAAAGCUUUUUUUCCCCCAUAUAAUUUUACAAACACAAAUGAACAUUCAUCUGUCUUGAGAGGUUUAAGUUGUGUUUUAAUUUCUAGUUUUGAUGUGCAUAUGAUGGUUCCAUGUAUUGCCUACUAGUCAGAGUAGUAGGUUAACUACAAAUAAAUUGGGGGUUUUGUACAUAUUUAUAAAUCUACAUCACCCACAUUGAAAAUCAUUUUAUAUGGAGAAUGUACAUGUUGCAAAUGACUGCCUUCAGCGUUCUAACAGGACUUCUGUAAAUACUAGGUUAAAAGAAAAUUGAAAAUAAAACCAGACACUAAUAUUUUAAUAGCUUUAGUAUUUUGCUUGGCAUUCAACACUAGCAGAUUCAUAAGUGAACUAAUACUUGUUCAAAACACUAUUGGUGACAUAUUUUGCUUCAUGUGUAUAUAACAAUAAAUUUUUCAUGAUUAAAGAGGUUAUAGCACAUAUUACUUAGUGCUAAUAUCUACUUAAUGUAAUUUAAGCAAUGGACUGAGGUACAAGAUACACAAAAACUGUAUCUGCGAAUAAUCUAUGAACAUUAUCUUCAGCUUCUCUAGUUAAUCCAUAGAUAAAGCCAUAAGAAUUCUUUCCUACCAGUUCUUCCUUUUUCUCAUCCAGACUUUUUUCCCUGGAAACCUGAAUGCCUGUCAUUGAUAAAUUGGUGGAAACACCAAAUUACACUGAGAAUACAUAAAGACAACAAACAUGUGUUGACUGGAUCCUUUCCACUUCCAUUUUCAUCAGCAGCCUGUGGAAAAAGUAGCCUUCAAGGAUAAGAGGAAAGUAGAAUUCAGUAUAUAUGGAGGUAAAAUUUUUCACAAUAUGUUGCAUGCAGAAAAAAAAUUUACAUGACAGAGUGGAGUAGAAGAGACAAAAUCAUUUUUUUUCUAAAGCCCAAAGUCAGGCUUUAUGGUACGUGAUAGAUUAGGCUUUUCCAACCCUUUGUAGCUAUUUGCUUGAGAAACAAGAUUGACCAGAUGCCUGUUGUGUCCAUAUCACCAGGUCAAAUUGUAGUGGUUAAGUAAUUUACCUGUGGUUACAAGUUUAGUAAGUAGCAGAGCCAAAAUUUUACUCAAGAUCUCUCCGACACCAAGCUGAAAUGUUCAGCUAAUGAAUUUCUCAGUUCUCUACUUUUCUUCAAUUAAUGUGAUUUCAAUGUGUUUCCUGAAUAUAUAUAGAUCAGUAUCUGUGUAUAGAUGUAUCAACACUCAUAAACUCUGCGCAGCUCUACUGGUAUCGUCUACUAGAAUUGUCUGGUGCUUUUAGAAUUCUCUUUUGGGGUUCAUUACUGUCAGCCUAUGGGCUGUUGAUGCCCAGGUAAAAUGAGAUGAGUCAUGGCCACAUUGCUUUCACCCCCACAGUAAGAAAUCUAGUGAUCUAGACCAAGGGUCAGCAACUUCAGGCCAUGAGGCUAUUCUAGCCAGCUUCUUGUUUUUACAUGACCCACAAGCUAAGAGUAGUUUUUAAUAUUUAUAGAUAGUUCUGUGGGGGGAAUCAAAAUAGCAUUUUGUAUCACAUGAAAAUCAUAUGAAAUUCAGUAUUGAUCAAUAAAAUGUUCUUGGAGCUUACCCAUGCUUAUCCAUAUACAUAUUGUCUGUGGCUGCUUUCAUGUACCAUGGCAGAGUGGAGUAGUUACAACAGAGACCGGAGGGCACAAACAGCCCCGAAUAUCUACUGUCUGGCACUUUAGAGAAAAAGUCUGCAGACCCUCUAAAAUGCAGGUUUGCAUCUUAAGUUUGUCUCAGUAGAAGAUCAAACUGUUUGCUUUUGGUGUUGAACUAAUGGUUUUGAAGACUAAAAUUUGCUAGUGGAUCUUAAACUCGUAACUAUUCUAAAUGGGUAAUGUUCCAGCUGUUUUAUAUCAUGAAGUCUUUGAUGCCAAAGACAAGUUCGGAAGGACAUCUCUACCUUUGGAAAUGGAGAAAGAAAGGGAAGAAUUCCAGAAUGCCAGCACUGCUCUCUCAAGCAGGCACGUUGGCCUUUAGAGUAUGCGUCAAUGAGCCGAUGUUAUAAUUUGACUUAAAAUAAGAACAUCUUUCUAGAAUCAUGUUUGAAUUCUAAAUCUGAAAGAUAUUCUUAGAGAAUUUCCUAAGUACUGUUUUUUGGUUAGGAAUUAGGUGUUAAAAGAAUCAUGGUAAGUGAACCGUAACCCAUUGAUGUUCUUGUAAUUUGAGAAAUGGGAAAACUAGAAACAACAAUCAUCUCAUUCAAGAGCUUUGAUUCAAAUACUCCUUAGAAGGGUUUAGAAUCUUCCUGGUUUUUAGUAUGCAACAGGAUACUAAGCUUUGAUUUGACAUUCAAAUUAAGAUUUACAAGGUAUUGGAAAAUGUCCUCUUGAUAGAUUUUAUUUAAUCUCUGACACAAUUACUUUGUAUCAUUUAAAUGUUAUUCAGUUAAACACUUAGAGCUGGAGAAUAUUCAGGGAGGAAUAAGUGAAUAAAUAACAAACACACACACACAAAAGUACUCUCAGGAUAGUUACUUGCUGGUGGUGUUGCCAUCUAGGUUGAAAAGCUAAAAGUAGAAGUUACAGGGUGAUCUGAAUAAAAUGGAAAUCACAUUGACGUGAUGAAACAGAACUUUUAGAUCAAACCAAUAUUUCAACAGCCUUUUAAGAAUCAAUGGUAAAAUAUUUUUUUUCUCUCUGAAAAAAGCGGUUAAAGAUACACAUUACACAAUCUCUGCCCUUUCUGUUGAUAGAUAUUAGGUACUCAGUGUUUGAUGAGUAAUUGAGAUGUCAAGGCUCACCUAAGAUAUACAAAAACAAAAACAAAAACUUAGCUCUGAGCGUGCAGCCUGUUACUCUCCGGAUAGUGCCUUUGAAAACAAGGUCUAGACCUUUUUAAGUAUUUUAUUUCUAACAUCAUAAAAAAUGAAUUGGUUCCAUAUUCUCCUUUAUCUUUUAUAUAGUACACUAUCAUUUUCAGAUUUAAAGUAAAAUAAAUAUAUGAAUUGCAUUUCAGUAAAGUCCUUUCAUGGCCAGCUUAUUUAUCAUGUAGUGCAAGACGUCAGCAGCUAAUGUUUUAUGAAAUCAGUGAUUUACUUUAUUAAAACAGUGUGCUUUAGCCUGAAGGUUAUUGCUGCUUCAUCAUUAAAAAAACAGUUUUUUAAACUAAUUAAUUUUACUUUAAUUCAUUCUCCUGAAAUUAAAAUUACUGGUUAAAAUUGGAGUGGAUGCUAUUUAUAAUCCAACUUUUACAGCACAUCCAUUGAUCUGCCUAUCUUGUCUUUUCACUCCAAAGAAAAGAUGAUAGAAUACUAAGGUACACUAUAGAGAUGCAAGAUUAUAAUGUUUUUCAUUUUAUUGUUGGAAUUUCUUUUUGUAACAUUGUAUGGUAACCUGAAAUGUUUACUUGUGCCUUUGCUUUAAACAAUUAUUAAAGUUUUUCAUUUUAUAAGAA
Mustela lutreola (European mink) is the source of this 7259-nucleotide messenger RNA. RefSeq names its product ecotropic viral integration site 5 (gene EVI5). NCBI's taxonomy places the organism in Eukaryota, Metazoa, Chordata, Mammalia, Carnivora, Mustelidae. Bases 794 to 3271 code for a protein of 825 amino acids. The transcript has 22 exons. The record is from RefSeq and is a predicted model, not a curated record.